This is a messenger RNA of Brassica napus (rape), 561 nucleotides long. RefSeq lists its product as uncharacterized. NCBI's taxonomy places the organism in Eukaryota, Viridiplantae, Streptophyta, Magnoliopsida, Brassicales, Brassicaceae. The record is from RefSeq and is a predicted model, not a curated record. The transcript has a single exon. Bases 1 to 561 code for a protein of 186 amino acids.
AUGUCGUUCUACCUCCUCCCUAAAGGACUAUGUAAAAAGAUAUCUAGUGCGACAUCUAAUUUUUGGUGGGGCUCUGGCCCAACCUCAAAAGGUAUGCAUUGGAUAUCAUGGGACAAACUCUGCCUCUCCAAGAAGGAUGGAGGGAUUGGGUUCCGAUUGCUCGAAGAAUUUAAUAUAGCUUUAUUAGCUAAACAACUUUGGCGAUUGGAACACAACCCAAAUUCUUUACUUACAAGAGUCCUUAAAGGGAGGUAUUUUCGAAAUUCACAUCUUUUCAAAGCACCAAAAGCUUCAAGACAAUCCUAUGGUUGGAGAAGCAUUAUGGCUGCAAAAGAUCUUGUCACUAAAGGUCUUAGACGAACAAUAGGAACAGGGGAAGAUGCACUGGUUUGGCAUGACUCGUGGAUACCGGAUGAGACCGCCAGGCCUCCUACGAUAACACAUGAUUAUGAUCCGAACUUGAGAGUGUCUGACCUAAUCGAUCCUGUGAAAAAGAGUGGAACAUUCCUAAACUCAGGAAUUUGCUCCACCCCAAUGACAUACCGUUGGUUCGAAGCUUAA